GUUUUCCGGCUCCGCCCUGUACUUGCCCCUCCCACCCCACAGACUCUCUGUCGCCACCGCUUGCAAGUCCCUGCCCUGAGUAACCGGUAUCAGUAGUGCGACUGAGACAGAUGCUGAGCCGUGGGGGACUCCCCGAAGGCUAGCGGUGGGGGAUCCCGCUAGUGGAGGCGGCUCAGGGCGUGGUGUCCUUGCUGCUUGCCAGCUGGGAGGGACAGCGAACCCCGGCCUGCACGGUGUAUUGACUGAUGUUUAAUGAGAAUAAUUGUGACCAGUUAGAAUUUUCUGCAAGGAAUGGAAUUAGCUCAUAGCUUACUGCUGAAUGAAGAAGCAUACAGUCAACUAGGCGAAGUUCAGAAGGCAGAGUUUAUUUUUGAUUGGUUGAGAUAUUUGGAGAAACUAUUGCUAGCAACCAGCAGGAGUGAUGUAAAGGAGAAACAGAAGACUCUUGUGGAACAGCUCCUGUCUUUGUUGAACAGCUCCCCAGGGCCUCCUACCCGCAAACUCCUUGCUAAGAAUCUAGGCAUUCUUUAUAGUAUUGGAGAUACAUUCUCUGUCUAUGAGACAAUCGAUAAAUGUAAUGAUCUUAUCCGUAGCAAAGAUGAUUCUCCAAGUUACCUUCCCACUAAGCUUGCUGCUGUGGUAUGCUUGGGUUCCUUAUACAAGAAGUUGGGUAGAAUACUGGGUAACACCUUUACUGAUACAGUGGGGAAUAUUCUUAAAGCUAUGAAGAGUGCAGAGUCUCAAGGUCGCUAUGAGAUUAUGCUGAGUCUGCAAAAUAUAUUGAAAGGACUUGGAGCUGCUGCUGCACCUUGCCACAGGGAUGUUUAUAAAGCUGCUAGAUCCUGCUUGACAGAUAGGUCCAUGGCUGUUCGUUGUGCUGCUGCAAAGUGUCUCCUUGAACUUCAGAGUGAGGCCAGCUUCAUGUGGAGUACAGACCUGGACAGUGUGGCCACACUAUGUUUUAAGUCCUUUGAAGGUUCCAAUUAUGAUGUACGGAUUUCAGUUUCAAAGCUACUAGGGACAGUGUUGGCUAAUGCUAUAAUUUCUAAACAUCCAGGAAAAGCAGCCUCACGUCAAAGCAUGCGCAGAGCAUCUCUGGAGGAAGUUCUUGAAUUACUAGCAACAGGGUUUCUACGUGGGAGCUCAGGAUUUCUUCGAGCCAGUGGUGAUAUGCUGAAGGGAACCAGUUCAGUCAGUAGGGAUGUUCGAGUUGGAGUUACGCAGGCUUAUGUGGUAUUUAUUUCAACACUAGGAGGAACAUGGCUAGAGAAAAAUUUUGCUGCCUUUCUAUCUCAUAUCCUGAGCCUUGUGUCACAGUCGCAUCCCAAAGUCACCCAGGCUCAGAGUGAUGCUGUCUGCAGUCGCCGUUGUGUUUCAUUUAUCCUUCGAGCUACUAUAGGAGGCCUUCUUGGAGAAAAGGCUCAAAUUGCUGCUGCCAAGGAUAUUUGCCAGACUAUCUGGAAGUUAAAGAAAGUAGUGGAUGCUGUGAUGAGUGACGGUAAUGUGGAAACCCGGCUUGGCUCCACAGAUGUAGCAGCCAGUCAGCAUAUGCUGGUAUGUGCUUUACAAGAACUUGGAAAUCUCAUACACAGUCUCGGCACCACAGCUGCACCAUUGCUGCAGGAUUCAAGUACAGGCAUUCUUGACAGUGUCAUUUCAGUUAUUCUUCAUCCUAGCAUUUCUGUUCGACUAGCAGCAGCUUGGUGUUUACACUGCAUUGCUGUGGCAUUACCUUCUUACCUAACACCUCUCUUAGACCGUUGCCUUGAAAAGCUUACUGUACUUAAGUCUUCACCAGAAGCAGUGACUGGCUUUAGUUUUGCUGUGGCAGCUUUGUUGGGAGCAGUGAAACAUUGUCCUUUAGGAAUUCCUCACGGAAAGGGCAAGAUUAUUAUGACAUUAGCAGAGGAUUUGCUGUGUUCUGCUACUCAGAACAGUCGCCUUUCAGCUCAGCGCACACAAGCUGGAUGGUUACUGAUUGCUGCUCUGAUGACAUUAGGUCCUGCAGUUAUCAGUCAUCACCUUGCUCGAGUUCUACUGUUGUGGAAGUGUGUCUUUCCAGUGUCUCCUAAAGAUCUAGAAACAGAAAAGAGCCGAGGAGAUUCGUUUACCUGGCAGGUAACCUUAGAAGGACGAGCUGGUGCACUCUGUGCUAUCAAGAGCUUUGUUUCCCACUGUGGUGAUCUCCUUACUGAGGAAGUAAUUCAGCGUCUUCUUCCACCACUUCCUUGUGCUGUGGAUUUGCUAACUCAGCUUUCUUCAAUACUAAAAACAUAUGGAAGUCCUUUGAAAACUCCAUCAGUAGUUUAUAGACAGAGGCUUUAUGAAUUACUGAUUUUACUACCUCCUGCAACCUAUGAAGGAAACCUCUGUGCUAUCCUCAAAGAACUGGCUGCUGACUUGACUGCCCCUGACAUACAGGUGGCAGCAUCCACAUUUUUACUUCCACCACUCUGUCAUCCAGAUGAUCUUUUGUUACUAAAUCCUUUACUUCAAGAAACGGACCAUAGAUUUAUUGAAGAACAGCUCCUGCUUAGUAAUGGUAUUGCUUGUGGAAGUCUCGAGUAUGACCCUUAUUCUGUCUAUGAGAAUGAUGUAGAAGGAAAUUCAGUGCCUAAGCCCCUACCUCCAGCACUGUCAGUUAUUAGCUCUGCAGUCAAGCUCUUCGGAGUUGUAUGUGCUCAUGUGGGAGAAGCUCAAAGGCUUCUUAUACUGGAACAGCUUUUGGACAGUAUAAAGCACACAAAAGGAGCUCGGCAACAAGUAGUUCAGUUACAUGUUGUUUCUUCUGUUUCUAGUUUCUUGAAGUAUGUGGCUGGUUCCAAGGGAAAUUUGGGUCCAGAAGAAAUGAGAAGACCUGCCCUAGCAUUAGUGAUGGGUGCCUUAGAAAGUCCCAACCCCCUCUUGAGAUGUGCAGCUGCAGAGGCAUGGGCUAGGUUAGCCCAGGUAGUUGAUGAUGGACCUUUUACUGCUUCAUUAGCUCAAGUGAGCUUUGACAAACUGAAAUCAGCAAGGGACGCGGUUACCAGAACAGGGCAUUCAUUGGCUUUGGGAUCCCUCCAUAGGUAUUUAGGAGGAAUAAGUUCUCAACAUUUGAAUUCUUGUGUGGGAAUCCUUUAUACUUUGUCUCAGGACAGCACUUCUCCUGAUGUGCAGACCUGGGCACUACAUGCUCUAUCACUGAUAAUUGAUUCUGCUGGCUCACUCUAUUAUAUGCAUGUGGAACCUACCCUUUCCCUUACUAUAAUGUUGUUAUUAAAUGUGCCUCCUACUCAUGCUGAAGUUCAUCAAAGUCUUGGUCGUUGUUUGAUUGCCCUUAUUACUACUUUAGGCCCAGAGCUACAAGGUAACAGUACUUCAAUUUCUGCCUUAAGGACGUCCUGUCUGUUGGGCUGUGCAGUGAUGCAAGAUAACCCAGACUGCCUUGUGCAAGCUCAGGCCAUCUCUUGCCUUCAGCAACUUCAUAUGUUUGCUCCACGAUAUGUCAACUUGUCUAGCCUGGUCUGCUGCCUCUGUGUGAAUCUUUGUAGUCCCUAUUUGUUACUGAGAAGAGCAGUACUGGCUUGUUUACGUCAGCUUGUGCAGAGAGAAGCAGCUGAAGUUUCAGAACAUGCUCUUACACUUGCUAAGGAUAGCAGAGAAGAGUUGAUUCCAGAUGCUAGAUCAAGGAGAAUAGGACUUGAAGGAGCAUUACUGACCUUACUAGACAAAGAGACAGAUCACAGAUUGUGCCAUGAUAUCAAAGAGACUUUAAAUCAUAUGCUCACAUCUAUGGCAGUGGAUAAACUUUCAUUUUGGUUAAAGCUUUGUAAAGAUGUACUUGCUGCAUCAGCUGAUUUUACAACUGUAACUUGUGUGGAUACAAUGCAAGAAGAGGAAGGCGAUAAAGGGGAUGAUGCUUCAGUUCUGACCCCCAGAAGUGGUGACAGAUUCCAUCCUUUCACCAAUCCCCGAUGGGCUACCAGAGUCUUCGCUGCUGAAUGUGUCUGUAGGAUAAUUAACCAGUGUGAGAAUGCACACUGUGCACAUUUUGACAUUGCGUUAGCACAAGAAAUGAAAAGAAAGGAUUCAAGAAAUGACUUUUUGGUGCUACAUCUUGCCGACUUAAUUCGCAUGGCUUUUAUGGCUGCCACAGAUCAUAGUGACCAGCUCCGUCUUUCUGGCCUUGAAACAUUGUUAAUUGUUAUUCGGAGAUUUGCAAGUAUUCCAGAACCAGAGUUUCCAGGACAUGUAAUUCUGGAACAGUAUCAAGCCAAUGUAGGAGCAGCACUUAGACCAGCCUUCACUUCUGAGACACCACCUGAUGUCACUGCAAAAGCAUGCCAGGUUUGCAGUGCCUGGAUAGCAAGUGGAGUUGUAAGUGACCUUAAUGAUCUCCGAAGAGUUCAUCAUUUGCUGGUUUCAUCAUUAACAAAAAUACAGGCUGGAAAAGAAGCUCUAAGUCACUUAUAUAAUGAAAGUGCUUCUACAAUGGAGAUCCUAGCCGUGCUAAAAGCCUGGGCAGAGGUCUACAUAAUCGCUGUGGAAAGACAUAAAAACCACAAACAACCUUUGAAGACUACCACCUUUUCAGAAGAGAGUGUUAGAAAUGGGUCAUACUCAUCCGAUGGGCUGCUUGACUUAGUCCACACAGACCUGGGCACCCUAAGUAGGCUCUGGCUUGCUGCACUUCAGGAUUUUGCUCUCUUAACUUUGCCUUCAGAAUUUGCCUCCCAACUUCCUCUUGAAGGUGGUACCUUCUACACAGCAGAGACCAGUGAAAAUGCAAAAGUGCACUAUUACAACUCAUGGGCGCUUAUCCUCCAUGCUACAGCAUUGUGGCUUACAAGCACAGGAUUUGCUGACCCAGAUGAAGGAGGUUCUAAUCUCUCGAGGCCUGUAACACCAACUUCCAUGUGUCAGGGUUCAUCAUCUGGGGCUACCAUAAAGUCUCCUGAGGAUGUCUACACUGAUAGAUUCCAUCUUAUUUUAGGAAUCUGUGUGGAAUUUCUGUGCUCCUUGCGCUCGGAGGCAACCAUGGAAAGUAUUACUGCUUGUUUACAUGCAUUGCAGGCCCUUCUAGAUGUUCCUUGGCCCAGAUCUAAAAUUGGCAGUGAUCAGGACUUGGGUAUCGAGUUGCUGAAUGUACUACAUCGAGUAAUUUUGACCCGAGAAUCACCUUUGGUUCAAUUGGCUUCACUUGAAGUGGUAAGACAGAUUAUCUGUGCAGCUCAAGAACAUGUGAAGGAGAAAAGACGAAGUGCAGAAGUUGAUGAUGGGGCUGCUGAAAAGGAAACCUUGCCAGAAUUUGGAGAGGGAAAGGACACAGGAGGACUUGUGCCUGGGAAAUCUUUGGUUUUUGCAACACUAGAAUUGUGUGUGUGCAUUCUAGUUAGACAGCUCCCAGAACUAAAUCCUAAACUGAUGGGCAGCCCCGGAGUAAAAGCUACCAAGCCACAGAUGCUGUCAGAAGAUGGAAGCAGAUUGGUUUCAGCUGCAUUAGUUAUCCUCUCUGAACUUCCCGCAGUGUGCUCUCCUGAAGGAAGCAUCUCAAUUCUCCCCACUAUACUGUACCUCACCAUUGGGGUUCUCAGAGAAACUGCUGUGAAGUUACCUGGGGGCCAGUUAUCUUCAACAGUUGCAGCCUCCCUUCAGGCUCUGAAAGGAAUAUUGUCUUCUCCCAUGGCCAGAGCAGAGAAGAGCCAGGCUGCUUGGACGGACCUUCUCCGUAGCGCUUUAACAACAGUUCUUGACUCUUGGGACCCAGUAGAUGGAAUACACCAAGAACUUGAUGAAGUCAGUCUACUUACUGCUAUCACAGUAUUUACCUUGUCUGCCAGUCCAGAAGUAACAAUUAUCCCGUGCCUUCAGAAGCGCUGUAUGGAGAAAUUUAAGGCUACUCUUGAGAUUAAAGAUCCUGUGGUACAAAUCAAGACCUAUCAGCUCCUACUUUCCAUUUUCCAGUGUCCAAAUCCAGCUGUUUCCUAUCCUUACAUUCACUUCUUAGUAUCUUCUAUUGUGGACAAACUACAGGAAAUAGACACGAAAAAGCCUGAAGACACUACUGAGCUUCAGAUCUUUCAAGAAGGCAUAAAGGUCUUGGAAGCACUAGUAACUGUUGCUGAAGAACAGCAUCGCUCUCAGCUGGUGGCCUGCCUUCUACCCAUCCUCAUUUCCUUCCUUUUGGAUGAGAAUGCUCUGGGAUCAGCAACUUCCAUAAUGAGGAAUUUACAUGACUUUGCUUUGCAGAAUCUCAUGCAGAUUGGGCCUCAGUAUUCAGCUGUGUUUAAGAGUGUAAUGGCUUCUUCUCCAGCCCUGAAAGCACGCCUUGAGGCUGCCAUAAAGGGCAAUCAGGAAAGUGUCCGAGUCCGGAUACCAACAUCUAAACAUACUAAGCACCCUGGAAAGAAUUUAAGCAUCCAAUUAAAGACCAGUUUCCUCUGAUGUUACUUUUUUUUCUUUUUUUUUUCAAUAAUAAGCACCUUAAUGUAGUACUUGAUUAUUUCCUUCUCUUUGGGGACAAAAGUGACAUUUUAGACACAAGUGCACUUGGAGGUCUGGUUGAUUGUUUUCAUUUAAAUAGCUGUGACUUUUCAAAGUAACAGCAGACUUACCAUUUUUUAUGUUGUAUGUGUGUGUUCCAUUUAAUAAAACUACAGAGGUCUGUCAGUAUUCUUGCCAGGAAUUUCAAGAAAAGUGCUGAAGAACUGACCUUACUAAACAAUCCACUGCUUUAAAAAUGAAUAACUGAAUCAGAUUCCUGCCUGACAAUCCACAGAUACAUAGUAUACUUAAUACUAGGACCAACAGAUUUGACUCUGUUAUAAAUUAUCUGCAUUAAUAUUGUACCCCAAUUGCUAACUUAAAGUUAUGCCUUAUUCAGCAAUUGCAUUGAACUUUGUUGGAUUUCUCAACAAUGUUAAAUGAUUGGAAAGCUGUUUAGGAAACUUGGUUUAUAAUUAUUCAAAACAUAAUAGUAGAAAUUAAUUACAGCCCUACAGUAUUACUUAAGAUUUGGUGUCUAUAAAUACCAUGGGUUUUCACUACCUUUCAGUUUUGUUUGUAUUAGGUUAAGAAAAUAGAGAUUUUACCCAUUUUAAAUAGAAAGAGGCAUCUUCAGUUUUUCAAGUGGAUUUUCUGUUACCUUUAUUACUAAUAAUUUUGUUCAUUUUUGGAAACAUUCAUACCAAUGACUUUAAUAUAGAUACAUAUCUAUAUUUAAAUCAACUAUGGGUUUACAUAAAUGUCAAAUUUAGUACAACAAAUUUAGAUCAGUGAAUAAAUAUGUUUUUUUAACAUGGAACAUAUUUUAAUAUAGAAAAAAUCUAAAGAUGAAGUCAUUGGUUGAAAGGUAUUUUUUAACUCUUGGUGACUAUCGGCUCCCUUUGCACUUCGGUGUUAUUCUCUGAAUCAAGCACUAUGUCAAAACAGCAUCUCCCUGUUAAGUGUUAAAAACUGAAGUGAUGGGGUGUGUUCGGGAUGGAGAAAAUACUUUGAGUCAAGCAAGAGCAAUGUGAUGUACUUUAUUUUAUUAUGUUUGUAUAUAAAUACUCUUGUAAAUUGUUCUGAAUGAAAAGAUUUGACAAAUUCUAACACUACAAUCAAUUUUUCUAAUUUACAUAAAUAAAGCUAAUUUUCUUAAU
Messenger RNA from Phyllostomus discolor (pale spear-nosed bat), 7622 nucleotides. RefSeq names its product HEAT repeat containing 5A (gene HEATR5A). Gene Ontology annotation, cellular component: membrane; Golgi apparatus; endocytic vesicle. The transcript has 37 exons. Gene Ontology annotation, biological process: intracellular protein localization; endocytosis; retrograde transport, endosome to Golgi. The coding region runs from base 292 to 6423 and encodes 2043 amino acids. The record is from RefSeq and is a predicted model, not a curated record. NCBI's taxonomy places the organism in Eukaryota, Metazoa, Chordata, Mammalia, Chiroptera, Phyllostomidae.